Messenger RNA from Gongylonema pulchrum, 810 nucleotides. The record is from the annotation of a GenBank genome assembly. NCBI's taxonomy places the organism in Eukaryota, Metazoa, Nematoda, Chromadorea, Rhabditida, Gongylonematidae.
AUGGAUUCGAUCGGGCAGUCUACGAAAGAAUUUCUAAAUAGGGUACGCCGUCGUGUGCUUGGCGCAAAUUCGGCUACCGAGUAUCCGAGCUCGUCAUUUGGCUCCACUGUAAAUCUCACGAAUGACUGUGCCGCCGCUCCAGCCAACAGAAGCAGUUCAGUGGGCUACACUGAACUUAUGGGUGGCUCGGUACCAUGCCCGAGCUGCAAAGGCUCCGGACGGAUCCCAAAAGAAUUGGAGGAAACAUUGGUGGCUCUAAUUCCUGUUAAUGACGAUCGCCUAAAACCGAAAAAAACAUGGCUGUAUGUUCUUUCCGUUAUUCUUGGCUGCUUAUCACUUGCGGGUGUUGUGAUCUUCUUGCUGGUACCGCGCGCAAUCUAUCUGAGCAGUGUUAGGCCGCCAGUAGAAAUUAUAACGGUUUACGAUCACGACGAAAAGCAUAUCAGUUUUUACUUUAUGGCAAUAGUAAAUUCAUCGGCCACUGUUUUGUCGAAAUUUCAACCCUGGUCAACGGAUGUGAUUGGCUCCGGUGGUAACACAACGUCCAUAGUAAUUGGGCCACGAACAAGCCGGGAACGAACGCUACAUUUCAACAAUACUGUGACAUUACAAGGCGGUGUUGCGGGUUUUCUUUGCAGUGAGUACUGUCAGGCGCCGUUUUCACGGCUUACUUCGCUCUAUGUGAACAUGCAGUUCGAUAUAUCGGUGACAUUGGAAUAUUUGAAUCAUCACGAGCAAGCAACUCUUUCCGUUGUCCAGCAGGUGUGCUGUGUCCCGUCGGGUAAUUGUACUGCCACUGAAUGGCCGUGA